Messenger RNA from Agelaius phoeniceus (red-winged blackbird), 1019 nucleotides. It is a transcript of the gene LRRC72, whose product is annotated as leucine rich repeat containing 72. Lineage: Eukaryota; Metazoa; Chordata; Aves; Passeriformes; Icteridae. The record is from RefSeq and is a predicted model, not a curated record. Gene Ontology annotation, molecular function: protein binding.
AUGGCGGCGGUCGACACGGCCGGCGGGCAGGCAAUAGAAAAACAGCUGAAGAUUUGUGGCUAUAAGAGCAAUGUGGAUGUCGUGGCACUGUAUCUGGCUAGACAAGGUCUAAGAAGUAUCCCAAGUCUAUCACAGUUUUGUAGAUUAAGGUAUUUGUGGAUUAACAACAAUAAGAUUGAAGAUUUAACCUUCUUAAUCAAAAACUAUUACUUGACUGAGCUCUAUCUCAACAAUAACAAGCUGACAGAUAUAUCAGGUGCUCUGAAACACCUAUGUUCCUUACAGAUUCUGUUUCUUCACAACAACGAGUUAAAAAAACUUGGCAAAACAGUGAAGGAAUUGAAAGGAAUGAUAAGCUUGCAGACUCUAAACCUAUUCCAUAACCCUCUGGAAUAUGAUCCAGACUACCGGCUUUAUGUGAUAUACUUCCUUCCUUCAGUUCAGCUCCUUGACAGGAAGUUAGUUACACAAAAAGAAAGGGAGUCAGCACUUAAUCUCUAUAACCCCAAAAGGGCUUGGGUGAUGCAGUCAGUAGCUUUUGGGAAGAGAGCAGACACAUCCCUGGGGACUACGGUGGGAUAUGGCAGAUGCACUCAACCAGCCAGAAGACCAAUAAUGGCCUCAGGUCAAGAAUUUGGAAAUAACACUAAUAGAGUACCAUUUGAGGACCCUGAAGAUGCAGUUUUAGUGCGGGCAAUGACAAGAUCUCUAAUGGAAUUUUCCUCUGUGGACUGGAACAAAGUAGCCACCUGUAAAGAAAGGCGGCUUGAAAACAAAGCAGAAGAGCCCCCUGAGAAGCUGACAGUCCAGUUUAGAUGAAAAAAACCCCUAUUUUUCUCUCUAAUGUUAACCCCAUAAGUAGGUUAACAUAAAACAAGUACACAACAACACACAUCAAAUUAAGUGAAAUUACAGAAAAAAAUGAUAGUGUAACAUUUCUUUUAUCACAUGUUGUAUAGAGAGUGAAGAAAUUAAGAUAACAAAUGAUAAAAAGUGGCAAUGUUAUAAUAAAAGUUGCU